GCCCCCGACCAGCAGGUGGUAAUGACCAGGCAGGAGAUGCAACAAAUGGUGGCGGAGGCAGCUGCGCAGGCAGUGCAGCAAGUCACAAACAGUCUCUCUUGGGCUACCGCGAUGUCGAACACUGUUGCAGGGUCACACCAAAAUGCGGAGGAGGAUGAGUCCAGCUACGGUGGAGGUGGGCCCCCACAUGGCCGGGAGAUGGAAAGAAUGGCGGAACAAUUGCGUCAAUUGCAGGCUAAGGUGGACGGUCGAACGGAGAGACGUGCUCGAGGACACCCGUUCUCGGCGGACGUACUAGCAGCGCCCUUGCCAAUUACUUACAAGGAUACUAACUUGGUGUUCGAUGGGACUUCGGACCCGUCGAGGCACGUGAGAACGUUCGAAAAUAUGGCCAUGUUGCACGGAUAUACUGACCCCGUUAGUUGCAGGGCAUUUCUAUCGACCUUCAGGGGAGGCGCCCUCGAUUGGUUCCAGCAACUCCCUCCGGGUUCGAUCACAGACUUUGAGGAUUUCGCGAGCGCGGUGGCUCAGGAGAAGACGUACUUAACCCUGAUGGCGAUGAGACAAGGGGAGAAGGAGUCACUGUGCAAAUACAUAGCCCGAUACAAUCAAGCUUGUUUAGAGAUUUCGUCGGCGGUCGAUGAGGUCAAGGCGGGAGGAUUGAUUAGAAGCUUGCGGGUGGGACCAUAUCGGACCUCUCUGGCUAAGACCCCUGCCCAUACGUAUGAUGAGGUGUUUGGAGUUCCUAAAGUACUGGUGUCGGACAACGGGACCCAAUUCAAUGGCAAGCGGAUUCGGGCAUGGUGCGAGGACAUGAAAAUCGAGCAACACUUUGCUUCAAUCGCACAUCCGCAAGCCAACGGGCAGGUCGAAGUGACCAAUAGGAUCAUACUGAACGGUCUGAAAACAAGGCUAGAGAAGGCAUCAGGAGCGUGGGUGGAUGAACUUACUUCGGUGCUAUGGGCAUAUAGAACAACGCCCCGAUCGACCACGGGGGAAACACUGUUCAGUAUGGUGUAUGGAAUGGAAGCUUUGUUGCCGGUGGAGGUCGAAGUUCAGUCCCAAAGAUCGAGCAUGUAUGAUCGAGAGCAGAAUGAACAUUUGAUAAUGGCAGCGCUCGAUACGAUCGAAGAGCUUCAAGAAAAAGCCUCAGCUGAUCUCUAUGCUUUACCCCUAGUCGGAUCUGAUGUCGUGCUAGGAGUACAAUGGCUCGAGGGAUUAGGCAAGGUGACCACCGACUACCGAACUGGAGUUAUGGAGUUCAAAUUUGGAGGUCGGCAAGUCACUCUGAGCACAGGCAGUGAAAAAG
Messenger RNA from Striga hermonthica, 1309 nucleotides. The record is from the annotation of a GenBank genome assembly. Lineage: Eukaryota; Viridiplantae; Streptophyta; Magnoliopsida; Lamiales; Orobanchaceae.